AUGACAAGUGUUGAUGUGGAUGAAUUCGUGCAAAAGGGAUUAGAUGAGGCCGAGAAAGAAUUUGAGGCUGAAUCGGCGAAAAGGAACGCUCAACGUGAAUUGGAAGUCGUUUCUGCACAACGCUAUUGGAUUGCCAUGGGAACUAGGACCGAUAUUGUUUCUGAUAAGCUUCGCCAUUUGUUCCCGGCUAGUGUAUCGGCUCGUCUCAUCUCAGAAACGCUGAACGAUAAGAAAUCGACAUUCUCGAUGAAAGAAAAGAUCAAAUCCUGGGAGUCGUUGGACGAGGCGAUGAUCGGCAGCUUGCUGCUUUUGGCUGGUGAACUCAUUCGAUCGCAUAAUAUGGGCACGACGAUGCUGAACGCGGAACCGCUUCUCCAAGGAUGUCUCAACGUUUUGAGCACUAAUGCGACGAGUCGGCGAGACAGCGAAGAGAAACCACCUGAGGCAACACCACGACGGCGUCGCGUUCGACUGAUGUCGCUGAGUGGACGGCCGAAGGGAAGCGAUGCUUUAUUGGUCUGUACUCUCACUUGUGUGCAACGGAUUGUCGACAAAUUUGCAUCUUUUGUUGCGCCACACUUCACGGCGAUUCUCCUGCAUUUCUCACGGCUUUCUCACGGAUUCAAUUUUCAUGCAAAACUUAUCAAAAUUUUGAUUUUUGAGUCGAAUUUUGAGAGUCGAGUUUCAAGUUUGGGGAAUAAAUGUGUUAAACUGCGUUUGGAA
Molecule: messenger RNA, 723 nt
Organism: Mesorhabditis belari
Lineage: Eukaryota; Metazoa; Nematoda; Chromadorea; Rhabditida; Rhabditidae
Source: the annotation of a GenBank genome assembly